This is a messenger RNA of Trichobilharzia szidati, 258 nucleotides long. NCBI's taxonomy places the organism in Eukaryota, Metazoa, Platyhelminthes, Trematoda, Strigeidida, Schistosomatidae. The record is from the annotation of a GenBank genome assembly.
AUGACGUCAGUUAUAUCAAGACACACUUCAACUGUCUCUCUGAUCUCCCAAAACUCUGUACAGCUGGAGGCUGGAUUGUUAGUUCAAUGUUUGAAUCGCUAUAAGGAGCAUCUUGAAUGUGGUUGUGAGAAAGUUCUGGACUCCAAAUUCUCAAAGAAAGGAUUAGGUAUGCAUUUUUGUUUGGGCUGCAGAAAGGUUGGUGGUUGUUUCCUUCGCUUAUGCACUUGGCAUGCAAUUAUGAAAUAUUGUGGUAGUUAG